UUUUAAGAUAAUAUUUUACAUUUAUAGCAAUUAGAAAAAUGAAUUUUUUGUUAAAAAGAAUUUCAUUUGUAAAAGAAUCACAGUUAAAAACAUUGAAAAUCUUUUUCUCAUCAAAUCCGAUAGACUUUCCUGAUAUGGGUCCACCAAUUCCGGAAUACAAAAAAAGAUAUGGAGAGGCUGAUGAUGUAUUACGAUCAAGACUUUUAUACCAAAGUCGUAAAAGGGGGAUGUCAGAAAACGGAAUAUUACUUAGUACGUUUGCAUCUUUUUAUUUAAAUAGAUUUACAAGAAGACAACUUGAAGAGUUUGAUAAAAUUAUAAACAAACCCUCUAACGACUGGGAUAUAUUUUACUGGAUACUAGGAAAAAAGGAAACACCACAUGAGUAUAAUUCUGAAGUUAUGGACUUGCUGAAAUCAUUCUCCAGAAAUCAAGACAUGGAAGCCAGAUAUAGACAACCCGAUCUUAUCUUUGAAACACGAAAUAAUGAAAAAUAAGCUAUGCAGUGACAAGAAAAAUUUUAUGCUGUAUAAUAAAUUAAUACAUAAAUGAUAAUGCUCUGUAUUGAAUUAAUAUACAAAUGAUAAAAAAGUGAAAAUUUAGUUUA
Hydra vulgaris (swiftwater hydra) is the source of this 607-nucleotide messenger RNA. RefSeq names its product succinate dehydrogenase assembly factor 2, mitochondrial. The record is from RefSeq and is a predicted model, not a curated record. Gene Ontology annotation, cellular component: mitochondrion. NCBI's taxonomy places the organism in Eukaryota, Metazoa, Cnidaria, Hydrozoa, Anthoathecata, Hydridae. Gene Ontology annotation, biological process: tricarboxylic acid cycle; protein-FAD linkage; mitochondrial electron transport, succinate to ubiquinone.